AUGGCAAAAGUCAUCUUCACCCCCUGGAAAACCCACGCCGACCUGCUGUCCGUGCGGAACCAAUUCUACCCGCCGCCGACAUACGAAGGCCCCGAUCUGCGCGCAACGGCCUGCGCAAUCGUCUCCGCCUGGAAACUCCGCGGCACCCUCCCGCACACAAUCGAAGCCACCGCGCUCCUCACAGACGCAAUCCUGAACGACGACAGCAGCAGGAACUCCGUCUUCGCGAUACGCGCGACCUACGCGGCUGCGUUCUGCCGAUUCGUAACGGGCUUGGUUGACAGCAAGCUGGGCGCACGGCGGAGCAUGUUCUCGCGCGCGGCGGAGCUGGGGCUGCCAGCGUCGUUUGUGGAAUUGAGGCAUGAGGCGACGCAUCGCGAGCUGCCGAGUUUGGUUGUGCUGAGGCAGGCGGUUGCGAGGAGUUUGGAGUGGUUGUGGGGGUUUUAUUGGGCGGGGCUUAGUCUUAAUUCGGUUGGGGGUGCGGGUGCAUUUGGUGUUGCGGAUGGUGUUGGGGCUGGGGUUGGAGUUGGGAGCGUCUUGAGGGGAUUGCUUGACCAGGCGGGUGGGUUGCUGGGGAGUGGGAAGGAGGGUGCGGGUGAGGACCUUGAGGGACCGCCGAGGAAGAAGAGGAGGGUUCAGAGGCAACUUGCGGGUGUUGCGGGGAGGGUUGUGGGGGUUUUGAAGAUUGAGGGUGAGAACGAGAGUCCAGAGCAGAGAGAAGACGGGGGAGGGGGGACACCCGCAAGGCCGGACAGGGUUCUUGCGCGGCUUAUGCUGGGAGAUGGGGUUUUGAUACCGGCUGGACGACGACUAAACGACACAACCCCCCUAACCAACACACUAAACCAAUGGACUCCCUUCGUCCAACUCCUCACAGCCGGAUCCCCAUCAUUCCUCAGCACACUAACAGAGAGCAUGGCCGACGCCCUCGCAUUCCCAUCCACCUCGGCCUCACCAAACCCAGACCCCAAAGCAAACCCCACCCUCGAAAGCAUCUACACAUGGCUGGACCACAUCCUGCACUCGGCGCAAUGGGAGCUCCAGCGGCGGUUCAUCUCGCUCUCGUACAUUCAAGCUGUGUGCGAGAGUGCGGAGGGGAAUUACUGGACUGCAUUACUGAAGGAGAGGAUUGAGAGGGGUGCGAAGGGGAAGGGGAAGGGGAAGAGCAAGAGCAAGAAAAUAGACGGUUUGCCUCCGCUCUCUUCUACUUCCCCUGGAUCUGGUGAGUUGUCGAAAACGAAUACCACGGACGACGAAGAUAUGAAGACGCUCAGCAAAUUCGGAUGGGAGAUGGCGGAAGCAGAGACGUCGGAAUGGGAUGCGCAUGCCCGGCCGGUGGUGGUGGCUUAG
This is a messenger RNA of Aspergillus mulundensis, 1350 nucleotides long. RefSeq names its product rRNA-processing protein LAS1. Gene Ontology annotation, cellular component: Las1 complex; preribosome, large subunit precursor. Bases 1 to 1350 code for a protein of 449 amino acids. The transcript has 4 exons. The record is from RefSeq and is a predicted model, not a curated record. Gene Ontology annotation, biological process: maturation of 5.8S rRNA; maturation of LSU-rRNA. Gene Ontology annotation, molecular function: endonuclease activity. NCBI's taxonomy places the organism in Eukaryota, Fungi, Ascomycota, Eurotiomycetes, Eurotiales, Aspergillaceae.